Molecule: messenger RNA, 4154 nt
Organism: Topomyia yanbarensis
Lineage: Eukaryota; Metazoa; Arthropoda; Insecta; Diptera; Culicidae
Gene: Ptpmeg
Product: tyrosine-protein phosphatase non-receptor type 4
Exons: 10
Coding region: 596-3736 (1046 amino acids)
Biological process (GO): protein dephosphorylation
Cellular component (GO): cytoskeleton
Molecular function (GO): protein binding; protein tyrosine phosphatase activity
Source: RefSeq, a predicted model, not a curated record
AAAAAUCCUUACGCCCCUUUUUCGUCAGACGUUCGGUCGGUUGAAUACUGGAACUUUUCGCGAAAUUCCUCACAAAUAGUGUUUUUUAUGUCGUUUAUUUUGCGUAAAAGUGUCGAUAAUCCAUCGAGGAAGUAUUUUUCGCAUAGUAUUGAUUAUUUGAAGCGAUAAAGAGUGCUUUUUCAGUGUUUUCUAAUACAUCCUCUGUGUGCUUCGUUUCGUUCUACUUUGCUGCUGCGGCUGCUGAUGUUGAUAUUCUUUCAGCUAACUUGAGUGAUUCGUUUUGUACGGUCGUGCGUGUUUUGAUUCUGCUAUUUUCAUUUUCAUUCCAACUACUACUCUGUGCGUGACAAACAACCUACUUUGCUGGAAAGUGCUACCUGUUAGCGGAAAUCUACUCUAGACCGGUCGAAUCCACCUGCUGUCGGGACCUCGGGACAUCAACGAGGGAUUACUAAUUUACGGCAGAUGCUGUCGUGAAGAUUCCCUAUUAUCGUUUACCUUGUAGGAUUAAUCCAGCAACCGGACCUAUAUCAGUCAAGCAGAACGAUUGUCAACUCCGCAACAGUCAACUAUCCGGAAGAGACGAUGGCCAGCGAUGCUUGAGCGCAUCCGUCUCAGUGGUUUCAGUGGUUCGUACAAAGUGAGAAGUGCCGAACUGGCGCGCGACAGGAAAGUCCAAACCAAAGCGGUGACCGUUCUCUUCCUCGAUGAAAGCACCCACACCUUCCAGCUAGAGAAGAAAGCAAAGGGAGCUGACCUACUCGAACAGGUCUUUCAGCACUUGGAACUAACCGAGCGGGACUACUUUGGGCUACAGUUUCAGUCUAAAUGUGGCACCGGCACAAACGGAAACUGUUCCGUCAACGGUGUAAAUGGCGGUAGCACAGGAAGUUCGAAAAAGGGCACUGAUGGCACGAUGGUUGGAACGGGUCGUUGGCUUGAUCCAAUCAAACCGUUCCGCAAACAGUGGAACACAGUGCGUCUUUCGGGCGAAUCGUGCCCGGUGCUCGCCUUUCGAGUGAAAUUCUACGUAACAGAUCCGAGCCGAUUACACGAGGAGUAUACGCGGUAUCAGUUUUAUCUACAGAUAAAGCGAGAUAUAUUUCAAGAAAAACUGCCGGUGGGUUUGAAUACCGCCUGUUUGCUCGCUAGUUAUACAGUGCAGUCUGAACUGGGCGACUAUAAUCCACUGGAUCACACUCACGGUUAUCUUAGUGAAAUGCAAUUGUUACCCGAGCAGAACGAGGAAAUUGAACGACGGAUUUCGGAACUGCAUAAACUUCACCGGGGGCAGCUCCCGGCGGAUGCUGAGUACAACUAUCUCGAGCAUGCCAAACGCUUGGACAUGUACGGGAUAGAUUUCCAUAAAGCAACGGAUUCGACCGGCAAAGAACUGAGUCUGGGCGUCUCGUCCAUAGGUUUACUAGUCUACCAAAAUGGUAUUCGCGUCAACACCUUUUCCUGGUCCAAGAUGGUGAAGGUGUCGUUCAAACGCAAAGAUUUCUAUAUUCAAUUACGACGGGAACCGUCGGAAAACUACGAUACACUGCUCGGGUUCAGUAUGGGCUCCCAUCGCAACGCCAAAACACUGUGGAAAGCAUGUGUCGAACAUCACUCGUUUUUCAGACUGCAAAGACCGCACCGUUCACCACGUUUCCUGCCAUUAACUUUAGGUUCUAAAUUUCACUAUUCAGGCCGCACCGAGCUGCAAGCCGUCCAGGAGAGUAGACAACGCGGCAAAGUUGCCAAGAUUUUCAUCCGUUCUCCCAGUAAACGACUACUGUGCCCUUCGCAGCCUCAGACACCGCUGUUGAAUGGUUCCGCUAAUGACAGCAGCAAUGGGAAUGGAACUACCGCCAAUAAAAAUCAGCUGUCUCUGCUGUCCCUGACAAAAGCUACCCGCUCGUACGACAAAGUCACUACAAAAACUCCGUCGAUACCGAGAAAGGCCUGGGAACAGCAAGGUGAUGAUCCGACUUUCAUUGAGCACUGCGCCCGAACCUACGAUGCUCAGAUACCGACAAUGUUCGAUUCUCCGCCGGCAUACAACGGAAUCCACAAUCCGGAGAAUUCCGUUCCCAACGAGGAAGGUCUUGUGACCAUACGGCUGGUGGCGGACGAUCAGGGACGAUUCGGUUUCAAUGUGAAAGGCGGCGUAGAUUUGAACCUUCCCGUUCAGGUAUCCCGGGUGGCACCACACACGCCGGCAGACAGGAGCACACCAAGAAUCUGCGAAGGGGAUCAGCUAGUGAUGAUCAACGGACGUGAUGUGAGCACGAUGAUGCACGAACAGGUUGUGAAUUUAAUACGAGCUUCCCGCCAAGGGGGUGAGCUAAUGCUCACGCUGAAACCGAAUGCCUUAGUCGACUAUACGGAAGAGGAACCGCUAUAUCAGUACGUUCCGGAGGAGAAUGACAUCGUGCGUGGUGAGUUGAACGGCGAUCAGCUGUUUACGCAGUCACUGCUACUGUUGAACGACGGACUGGCCUCCGGUUCGUUGUUGGCACAAUACGAACAAUUGUACAGGAAAAAUGCUGACCUGGCCAUUACGGAGGCCAAAAAGAAUGAGAACGUAAACAAAAAUCGAUAUCGUGAUAUUUCGCCUUACGAUUGUACGCGUGUGGUGCUGUUAAACGCUGAAAGCGGUGACUACAUCAAUGGUAACUACGUUAAUAUGGAGAUCCCCCCAACGGGUACCAUCAAUCGGUACAUUGCCACCCAAGGACCGCUUUCAACUACAGUCAACGACUUCUGGCGGAUGGUACAGCAGGAGAGCAGUCACCUUGUGGUAAUGCUGACUACAGUGAUGGAACGAGGGCGACCCAAGUGUCACCAGUAUUGGCCAUCAGCCGACGAGGAACCGUUGGCGUUAUCAGAGGGCUUUUCGAUCAAAUGUAUUACCGAAAAACCGGACGAGACGGGGAGUUUUGUGUUUCGCGAUUUGGUACUCAAUGACGAGAAAACGGGCGAAACAAGAACCAUUCAACACAUGCAGUAUUUGGCCUGGCCAGAUCACGGUGUACCUGCUGAUCCAGAUUUGUUCCUUCAGUUCACCGAGAAAGUACGUGCCGCUCGUAACACCACAUUGCUACAGGAAAUUGAGGCCAGUUUGAAAAACGUGAAACUGAGAACGAUGGAUGAAAACGGUGGACUGGAUAUGUCGGAGCGACGCGUGGUGCAUACCGAUAGUGAUGAAAGUCCAAAUGAUAUGCCUUCCUCAACAUCUGUGCACCAAUAUAUCAGUGCAGCCAAUCCACCAAUAAUCGUCCACUGUUCCGCUGGUAUCGGACGAACCGGCGUUCUCAUUCUAAUGGACACUGCUUUGGCCCUGAUGGAAGAAAAAGAACCAAUUUAUCCAUUAGACAUUGUGCAGGCGAUGCGUGAUCAGCGUGCUUGCAUGGUACAGAAUGUGAGUCAGUAUCGCUUCGUUUGUGAAUGCAUCUGUGCAGCUUACAAGAUAAUGGUAACCAGGGAGAUGAGCGAGACAAAGGCAGCUUCCGGCACAAAAAUUGCAUCCGCCAGAGCACUUAAAUUCAUCGCCAUAAAUGGUGGAUCGGCGCCUGUAUCUUCCGGUGAAGAAGAUUUUUCGCCCCUUGACGGGGAAUAUACGGAACGGAAUGCACCUCUAGCUGUUGAAACCACCAGUCUAACCACAACUCCUACCACCAACAAUGUCACACCCUCCGAUGGCAAUGACGGAGACCCUGUACCGGUAAAUGAAAAUGGGAAAACAUGAUUAGAAACUGUGGUCUAGAUUUCCUGCAUAUGUUGUUUUGAUGAAAUGGGUUUUAACAGUGUAUUUAAGUUAAACAUUUACCUAAUAGUAUCGUCUCUGUAUCUCGUCUGUAGCAGCUACAUAUUUAUGACCAUGUAUACUUAUUUUCUACAACAGUAAUCGUAAUCAAAUGCAUAUAUCGUAUACAUUUAAGUGAUUAUAUGAACUUUUAUCAUAUUACAUAAUCAGUGCUAUGUAAACGUAAAUCGACAUUAUCACCCAUUGGAGCACACAUUGAAGAAGACAGAUUGUAGAGUACGGUAAAUAGUAGGAAUUUCCCUGACCCGGUGUACGUGUCCUUCGUUUGUUCCGUCACCCCGAUACGAGUUUUGUCAAUUUUCUACGAACUUUGAAGUUAAAAUAAAUCUAUAAAAUAAAA